AGCCGGAGUGUAUAGUUUGUGCGCCUUUUACUUAUUCGAAAGCAUAGUUUCUCAAGCUCAGCUCAGCAUAAUGCGCACGCAGGUGAUAAUCCUGUCCGUGAUGGUCGUUUGCUCGGUGUUGCUAGUGCAGCCAGCGAAGGCGGACAUUUACUCGGAGAUGGCCACCUGUGCCUGCAACUUGCUCUACCGGCCUGUGUGCGCGAGCAACAAUGAGACCUACUCCAACGACUGUGUCCUGAAGUGCGCCUCUGAAACACCCACCGGUCGCUCGCUCGGACUUUACAAGCUGAAGGAUGGACCCUGCCACGAAACGGACCUGUAGAGCCGGGUUAAACCGACCAAGAAAGUGAUUCUUUGUGAUGCUUUUACCGUACGCUAAUAAAUAAGUUGCCCACCGAGGCGAGCAAACUAAGCAGGCUCUGGUUUCUCCUUAACAUUGACACUUGAAAGGGAUUAGCAAAGCUCUGCGUGUCGGCGAUACGCCGAUUGUGCAAAACCCCAACAAACGGGAACCAAGCAACGACGCACAAGACGGCAACGCAGUCAGUUUGGGUGAUAAAAUCGUUAUCAUUGUAAUCGGGCACUGUUUAUCAGCGAAAAAACCCCGAUUGGGAAUACCGCGCCAGUAUUAUUAGUACCGGUGAAGGUGACCAAUUUGGCCAGAAGCAAAAUUGCAUCCGCAUAGUCGUCGCAUACUGUACAAUUCGUCCCAUAGUUUGACACAAACGAAAACAACGAUGCU
This is a messenger RNA of Anopheles cruzii, 742 nucleotides long. RefSeq names its product trypsin inhibitor ClTI-1-like. The record is from RefSeq and is a predicted model, not a curated record. The transcript has a single exon. Gene Ontology annotation, molecular function: protein binding. NCBI's taxonomy places the organism in Eukaryota, Metazoa, Arthropoda, Insecta, Diptera, Culicidae. Bases 71 to 322 code for a protein of 83 amino acids.